AAGUGUAGCACGCAUACAUCUGCGACAGAGUGUUGUAAACAUUCAAUGACGCUAGUGAAUGACAGCGAUACAAAAACUGUAACAUCCUAGUUUUUCCGUACCAGAGGAGCUAAUAUGCGUUGGCCAUCGUUUUCACUUAUACUGUCUGGUGUUUUCCUGGGAUAUAUUGCAUAUUCAGUGUGGUCAUUAGCGCAGUUGUUUGUGCCACCGGCAUGUGGUAAAGGCGAACGUUGCAUUCCGUCAUUUCUAAGAAGUAAACCGAAAUUACAUUUGGCAUUGUUCACAUCAGUGAAACCUCACCCAAGUUUAAAAGAUGUGAAAUUCGUUGAAUCAUGGCGUGACUUCAAUUACACUUUUCCAAAGGCAAAGGAAUUGAAUUUAACCAUACCAUUGAGCACUCGGCAGAAUGGCUCUAUGUACCUGCAUCUGCUGCUAACUCAAGAAAAAGAACAUGAUAAUUUUUUUAAGUUACACCAGACUCCAACAACAGUCUACACAAAAAUUCGACUAACACAGUAUCAUGUGCCUGAAGCAGCAACAUUUCAGCUUCUAGGGAGUAAGGAAAACAAGAUUGACGAAAACAUCAGUGGAAAAUCUAUUAGACCUGUGGCUCAUCUAAAAUCAAGAAUAACAUUUAAUAUAUUAACUGAUGACAUCAAAUUUCCUGUGAAGAACUUGCCACCGGAAAUUGCACAGCUUCUAGUUUUGAACUCUCGGGGAGAAUUCCUUCCAAUAAUUCAGUAUGAUUUCCUCAACAAUCGCUUACGUGAUCUAGUUGUCAUCGGCAAGAAUGAUACUAUUAUGAUGACUACACUAGCAUAUGCUCCUGUAUCUACUGGAAAACUGAGAGUGAUGCAGCACAUUGAAACUGCUUUACGGUCAUUAAUGUCUUUUGGUUUUAAUGAAAAGGAUGUAGAUGAGGUAAAAGGAAUAUUUGCCGAUACAAAUAUGUAUCUCCUCUGCAUUACUGUGUUUGUGGCUGCUGUUCAUCUGUUGUUUGACUUUUUAGCUUUCAAAAAUGAUGUCACAUUUUGGCGCCACAAACAAAACUUUGCUGGCUUGUCAGUUAGAACAGUAGUUUGGCGAGCUUUCAGCCACAUUAUUGUGUUUCUAUACAUGAUGGAUGAAAAGACAUCAUUACUAGUCCUGAUUCCUUCUGGCAUUGCAACAGUAAUUGAGCUAUGGAAAGCGCAGAAGGUUAUUUAUGUGGAAGUAACAUUUAGUCAGUUACAUUUACCUUGCUUGAGGUUCACGUCAAAAGGGUCAUCUGCUGCUGAACAGAAGACCCAAGAAUUUGAUGCGGAAAUUAUGAGAUAUUUAUCAUACAUAUUGUAUCCCUGCUGCAUUCUAGGAGCAAUAUAUUCAUUACUGUAUGUGCCACACAAAAGUUGGUAUUCCUGGAGUAUUCAUAGUCUUGUGAAUGGUGUGUACGUCUUUGGAUUUCUAUUUAUGCUGCCUCAGUUGUUUGUUAAUUAUAAACUGAAAUCCGUUGCACACCUGCCAUGGAGAGCCUUCAUGUACAAGGCAUUCAACACAUUUAUUGAUGACCUAUUUGCAUUUAUCAUAACGAUGCCAACGGCUCAUCGAGUUGCCUGUUUCAGAGAUGAUAUCGUCUUCCUCGUAUAUUUAUAUCAAAGAUGGCUAUAUCCAGUAGACAAAACUCGUGUGGAUGGGACACUAGUUACAGAUGAAAAGAAGCAUGAAUAAGAUUACUCUUACAGCUGCAUUAAGUUCUAUAACAAGAAAGUAAAUGCUCACAGAACAUAAUUUGAAUUAUCAUACCAGAGUGAGGAAGAAUUAAUUUCUUUCCGCCCAAAAGCAGAAGCUUUUCAUAAUGUUGUGUAACAACAGGGUAAAUAAGACAAAACUUUUCAGGCUUAAGUCACUGAAGCUACCUAUUUGUUACUGUAUCAAAUGUUGUUCUGCACACCCUAAAGAAAUCCAUUAAAAAUGAUUCUAAACUUGAACGCUCUGAAAUGAACUUAAUACUGCAGAGUUAAGAUUACAGUACUGUACACACUGAUUUUGAAAUCCCCUGUGCUGCAGUAACAGCAUGAAAUCAAAGCAAGCUUGGAUACAUGUUUCUGGGGAAUCUCCCUCCACAAGAUGUGUGAGUGCAACAUAAAAACCAGGUUAAUUAUUUUUCUUUGGGCACAACUAGAAAAAUUCUUCACUGACAUGUGGCAUGGGUGGGAUUGUCUUAAUUAGAAACAGUAUCUUUUUUGCAUAUUGUAUCUCAGCUUCCUUAUGGCUUCUCCAUAAUGCACAUUGUGGUACAACUGCAAUCUGGCCUCUAUUGUGGGACAGGUUAAUGUGGAAAUCAUUGGGAAGGGGAAUCUACAAAGCAGUAUAUGCUACCAGUACAAGUCCACUGUUUUCUCGGUCUCUGGUACAGCCACCUUCAAUUCAGAGCCUCCACUCAUUCAUGACCUAGGACUUGGUUCAACAAUGUUACUUCAAAUUUUAUUUGCAUAUCAAUUUUGACAAAGUUGUUGCUUAUGUAUUUUCAACUGACGAAAGCUCUUCAUUGUCAGUUUUGUGCAGUACUCUUCUUAGAAUGCAGAAAUGUUUAACUUUUAAGCAAGCCAUCUGAUUAUAGAAUGCUGUGACUGUGGUAUUGGAUAUUCUGAUACUAGAGACUGAAUCAAUUUGUAUGAAUACAAAAUGCUUUCAUUAUUCUGAUGUAGUCUAGUCACAGUUUAUUCAAAUAAAAUUUAGAUUUAAGCUUAAGAAAAAGAUUGGACUAAAA
Schistocerca nitens (vagrant locust) is the source of this 2749-nucleotide messenger RNA. Its product is annotated as cleft lip and palate transmembrane protein 1-like protein. The transcript has 11 exons. Gene Ontology annotation, cellular component: membrane; endomembrane system. Lineage: Eukaryota; Metazoa; Arthropoda; Insecta; Orthoptera; Acrididae. The record is from RefSeq and is a predicted model, not a curated record. Bases 115 to 1707 code for a protein of 530 amino acids.